Messenger RNA from Staurois parvus, 294 nucleotides. Lineage: Eukaryota; Metazoa; Chordata; Amphibia; Anura; Ranidae. The record is from the annotation of a GenBank genome assembly.
CGGACUGACAACUCAUGGGGCCCCCGGGCAAUAGGGGAUCAUGGGGCCCCUGUGUCCUUGCCCAAACUCAAAAAAGCCUAUGAAAAAGGUACCAGGGGCAUCUCAUGGGGCCCCCUACUGACCCCAGGCCCUCGGGCAGUGCCCGAGUUUCCAAAUGGUCAGUCCACCCCCGGGCAUUUCAAAUUACAGGUGGAAUCGCCGCAAUUAUGCCCACAAUUUGAGCGCGGUGUGCCAAAGUGAAAACACGUGAUUGCGAUUGGAGAUGACAUUCAUUUCAAUGGCACCUGAAACCGC